ACAUGCAAAAUCAAAAAAUCGAAAAAAGGUUUCGAAUUCGAUCCGAACGAAACACACAAAUUCGCGUGGAGCUUUUUGCUUAGAAUCGAAGUCUUUCGUUCGUUCGUUCGUCUCUCUUUGAUUUCUGAAUAUUUUUCAAAUUCGUGGGGGUGGGUGUAGUGACCUUGGGCCGUUUACAAUACAAGACAAGACAAGACAGUGUGUAUGUAUAUGUAUUGAAAUCGGGAGAAUGGAUCUGUUCAGAGUUUGGUCAGGGAUGGAUAUCUUAGGUUGGAGAGGAAUGGCAUACACUGUUCUUCUUCUCAACUUUGUAUUUGCUUGCCAACUUCUUUUUCUUCAGCCUCUCGUUUCCACUUUAGAUGGUCAAUCAGUGGAAGCUGCUGAGUUAUAUGAGAGGGCUUCACAAAGUAUCAAGGUUAAGCGUUACAGUGAUGCCCUCGAUGAUCUGCAUGCAGCCAUCGAAGCAGACCCUGCUCUUUCUGAAGCUUAUUUUAAGCGUGCCUCUGUGCUUCGUCAUUUUUGCAGAUACGAAGACUCUGAAAAUAACUACCAGAAAUAUCUAGAAUUUAAAUCAGGAGAUUCAAAUGCUGAGAAAGAGCUCUCGCAGCUUCAUCAAGCUAAGAGUGCUUUGGAGACUGCCUCAACUUUGUAUGAAUCAAAGGACAUUGCGAAAGCUCUUGAAUUUGUUGAUAAAGUUGUUCUUGUCUUCUCCCCAGCUUGCUCUAAGGCAAAGCUUCUCAAAGUCAAGCUCCUUAUGGUGUCUAAAGACUACUCUGCUGUAAUUUCUGAGACUGGUUAUAUUCUCAAGGAAGAUGAAAAUAAUCUUGAGGCUUUGCUCCUUCGUGGCCGUGCCUACUACUAUUUAGCAGAUCAUGACAUUGCCCAAAGGCAUUACCAAAAAGGGCUUCGUCUUGAUCCGGAACACAGUGAACUGAAGAAAGCAUACUUCGGACUGAAAAAACUGCUCAAGAAAACAAAAAGCGCAGAAGAUAAUGCAAACAAAGGAAAGUUGCGAGUUUCAGCAGAGGAGUAUAAAGAAGCUAUUGCUCUGGACCCUGAACACACGGCAAAUAACGUGCAUCUCUAUCUUGGAUUAUGCAAGGUCUCAGUCAGGCUCGGCCGUGGAAAAGACGGCUUAAAUAGCUGUAAUGAAGCACUUAACAUCGAUGGAGAAUUGAUUGAAGCUUUACAUCAGAGGGGAGAAGCUAAACUGUUGCUUGAAGAUUGGGAAGGAGCUGUGGAGGAUUUGAAGCAAGCCGCUCAAAACUCUCAGGACAUGGAAAUUCAUGAAGCACUUGGUAGAGCAGAGAAGGCACUAAAGAUGAGCAAACGAAAAGAUUGGUAUAAGAUUCUUGGAAUUUCCAAAACUGCUUCCAUCUCUGAAAUCAAACGAGCCUACAAGAAGCUUGCUUUACAGUGGCAUCCUGAUAAAAACGUAGACAAUAGAGAAGAAGCUGAGAACAAGUUCCGAGAAAUCGCUGCAGCUUAUGAGAUUCUUGGAGAUGACGAUAAGCGGGCGAGAUUUGACAGAGGAGAGGAUCUUGAAGAUAUGGGUGGAGGCGGCGGUGGAGGAUUCAAUCCGUUUCAUGGUGGUGGUGGUGGUGGACAACAGUAUACUUUCCAUUUUGAGGGCGGUUUUCCCGGCGGUGGUGGUGGUUUUGGCGGUUUCGGUUUCUAACUUGGACAUGAAAGUAUCAUGUAACUUGAGACUGAACUUUCCGAAUUAUACUCAAAAAACACAUUUUCCUUUCUUUCAUCAGAAAAGUUUUGUGCAAUCUUAA
This is a messenger RNA of Camelina sativa (false flax), 1781 nucleotides long. RefSeq names its product dnaJ protein P58IPK homolog. NCBI's taxonomy places the organism in Eukaryota, Viridiplantae, Streptophyta, Magnoliopsida, Brassicales, Brassicaceae. The record is from RefSeq and is a predicted model, not a curated record. Gene Ontology annotation, molecular function: protein binding. Gene Ontology annotation, cellular component: endoplasmic reticulum lumen.